AUCACUUAGUUUAUAAAUCCCUGUGACCCACCCUCCGGGAGGAGCUGGGACGGCAGCAGGGAAGGGCCCCGUGUCUCUGUGAGGUUGUGGAGAGUGUCUGUCUGAGCAGGGAGAAUGACAAUUAGUUAUUAAUUACAGAGAAAGAGAGGGGUUCAGUGACAACGGGGAAUAGGGAAGGAGGGAGUGAUAGAUGUAGAGAAUGAACGUCAACAACUGGAAAACCCAAAUCAGAUGGAAGUGUUUUCUUUUUGUGUAAAUGUCUCUGUAUCAAUCUCUACCGGGGGGGCAGAUUUCUGUGAUGUGCCUCCUAUAAGCUGUCUUUUUGUUUAAAUUAGCUUUACAUGAAGGUCUUGCUUUGGGGAAAUAUCUGUGAUUUCUCAAAAGAAAGCAGUCAGCAAUAACAUAGCGAAGCUUAAGAGAGCCUGGUUAAACUAGAAACAAGGGAAGCCAGUGCAACAACAAGGAAUCUGAUGAAGAUGGCCUUUACAAAAGUGCCUGUUGUUGAUGUCCACAUUGACAAUUUUAAGGAGGUGUGGCCUUCUAUGCUACUUGCAGUAAGGACAGCAAGUUUCAUAGCCCUUGAUACUGAACUGAGUGGACUUGGCACGCGAAAAGCUUUGCUGGCACAGUCAAUUGAAGACCGAUACAAAGCAAUAUGCAAUGCUGCCAGAACUCGUUCAGUUCUAUCUCUCGGGAUAGCAAGUUUCAAAGAGCUAUCACACAAACCAGGUAGUACCUACUUGAGUCAAGUGUACAACCUUACCCUCCUCUGCAUGGAUGAAUAUAUAAUUGAACCACAGUCUGUUCAGUUCUUGGUCCAGCAUGGCUUUGACUUCAAUAAACAGUACUCUAAAGGGAUUCCAUACCACAAAGGAAAUGACAAGCCUAACGAAUGUCGUGGUCAGAAUAUGAGGGGCCUGUUCCUAGAAAUCAUCCAGUCAAAAAAGCCUUUAAUUCUUCACAAUGGGCUGAUUGACCUGGCAUUCCUGUACCAGUGUUUUUAUGCCAACUUGCCAGACCAACUCAUGACCUUCACAGCUGAUGUAUCGGAGAUGUUUCCAGCUGGGGUUUAUGAUACCAAAUAUACUUCGGAAGUUGAGACUCGCUUUGUAUCAUCAUACUUGGAAUAUGCCUACAAAAAAUGCAGAAGGGAAAACAACAGAUUAAUUGAUGCUAGCAACAGUCAUCUUUCCAUUGAGUUCUGUAACUAUCAACAGGCAUUCACAGGUUAUAUUGACUACCGGUGCUGCAACCUUCCAGAGGCUGACAAAAAGAUUUCAGAAGAGGGAAUAUGUGAACGAUUUUCCGCAUAUGGCUGGUGUCCAAAUGGAAUGAAAUGCUCCUUGUCACAUAAUACUGACCUCAUUAUUGAAGAAGAUGAACGCAACAAUGACAAAAAGAAGAAAAAGGUCAGGAGAAAACGGAAACAGAAUACAGCGGAAUUGACUGACAACUCUACUAACUGCAUGUUUGCAGAUAAUGUGACUCCUGCCGACAUGCCACCAUCUAAGUUAUUGUGUGAUAGUGCAAGUAUGGAACCAGAGAGAGAGAUCAUUGGAGAAUUAAUGCAGGAAAAGUCUGCAAGUGAUGCACAACUCCCAGAAACCACCUUUGAGGAGGAAAAUAAAGAUAAUCCCUAUGGUGUAAUGGACACAGAGGGGAAAAUUUUAAGCUACAAUAAAAAGGAAAACCACCCAGAGGGUCAAGAGUGUACUGGAACCAAAUUAGUGGAGAAAAGCAAAAUUGAAAAAUGUGAAGGGGGCACCCACCGUGCAGGAUUUGAUGCUUUCAUGACUGGAUUCAUAAUGGCUUACAUUUUGAUGUGGAAGAAUGGUGAAAGUAAUAGCACAAAGAUGGACCCAUGGCUUCCUGACUGUCACAAUAAACUUUACCUGAGUGGGAAGACCCUUCCCUUACAGAUUUGUAAAAGUUCAUUCUCAAAAUCUUCAAAGGUUCACCAGGCCAAAAUUGAAUUGCUUUGGGGAAAACAAUGAGGUCGGAACCAUUUUUUUUUAAAAACUGGCUGCAGUAAUGAGAAUUCGGGGAAUUAACUUGGAUUGUACACUUUUGAUUCUUUGUAAAUGUGUUCCGAAAAUAUAGUAAAAUAGAUUUUUUUUCUGGAGAGGAAUACAAUUAAAAUUGUUUUUCUAUUGCAGAAAUGUCAAUCCUUUAUUAUAUUUUGACAGCAUAAAAGUGUUAUUUGCCAACAUCAAACUGGCUGAAGAUGGCUAUAUUAAUAUGCUGCAUACCUUUACUUGAGCAGGAAUUUGAAAUCAGGAUUGACCAACUUCAUUUGAUAUCUUGUAAUUCAGCAUAAACAGAAUCAAAGAUGUUCUGUCCAUAAUUUGCAACAAACAAAAUUCAGGCUAGUGCUGGACAAUGACAUGUUUUGGGUUGGAUUGUGCUUAAGUGGCCAAGCAAAGCUGCUUAAUUCCAACUAUGAUGCAGUUUUCUCUUUUCCAUUGAUAAUGUAAAGCAAGUGUAAGUCAAGGGGAUCCCUCUUUAGCAGUCAGCAGCAGUAAUAGCAACAUUGAAGUUUGCACACAAUCAAGCAAGUUAAUAGCAUUAAUUUUUAUUCUGUGAUUAGCAUCAAUUUAACUCAAAGUAUUAAACUUUUUUAAUCCUUACUGAACUUCUAUGAAUUGCAUGUAAAAUCAGAUUUUAAAGGACAACUGAGCGUGUAUAGUAAUGAUUAUGUAGGUAGCAAGCUUAAGAUUCUUUUCCUCAACAUUGAAGGUUGCAUGUCAUUGCAUUGUGUUUUUAGUACCAUUUCAUUCAAUUUUCUAUAAUUGAAGUCUGGUAGUGUUUUAACAAUUCUGGAUUUAGGCAUCACACUGCUUGUGGUGAGACUCUCGAAAGAUUGUCAGUUUCAGAAAGCUUAGUUUUACUGUAGUCAGUACUGCAAAAUUUGGCUUAAUAUUUAUAGCAAAGACUAAAGGUAUAUCAGAUUUUCCACAGCAAUGUCUUGUGGUUGCUUGACCAUUCUAGAGUGAAUGGUUUUGUGAUGUAUGCCUAUAUCUAAAAGGAGAGCAAUGCAGUUGCUUACUCAAUAUAAGGCACAAAACAAACUUGCUACAAGA
Messenger RNA from Hemiscyllium ocellatum (epaulette shark), 3080 nucleotides. RefSeq names its product target of EGR1, exonuclease (gene toe1). Gene Ontology annotation, molecular function: 3'-5'-RNA exonuclease activity; metal ion binding; snRNA binding. Gene Ontology annotation, biological process: snRNA 3'-end processing. Gene Ontology annotation, cellular component: cytoplasm; Cajal body. The record is from RefSeq and is a predicted model, not a curated record. NCBI's taxonomy places the organism in Eukaryota, Metazoa, Chordata, Chondrichthyes, Orectolobiformes, Hemiscylliidae. Bases 471 to 1994 code for a protein of 507 amino acids. The transcript has 8 exons.